Helianthus annuus (common sunflower) is the source of this 1209-nucleotide messenger RNA. RefSeq names its product extensin-like. The coding region runs from base 1 to 1209 and encodes 402 amino acids. NCBI's taxonomy places the organism in Eukaryota, Viridiplantae, Streptophyta, Magnoliopsida, Asterales, Asteraceae. The transcript has a single exon. The record is from RefSeq and is a predicted model, not a curated record.
AUGCCUCCGAGAUUCUUGCGUACGCGAGGACGCGGAAAGGGGCCGGUAGCCGCCCCCAACGACCACGAAGCAGGACCUUCGAAUACACGAGGUCCUAUCCCCGCCGAGAGUGAUGGUACUCAGCAGAACCAGAGAGGUCUCUUUCAACCGGCAAGACGGUCGGUUUCGAACAGUUCGACGACUCCCGCUCAGGACUCCUACGGGCCACAAUCAAAAAAUGAGCCUGGAGAUUCACACCAUUCGUACUUACCGUUACAGCGAUCUAUGUCGCACCGCCCCUUUGGAGACCCCACUCCAUUCUUUCAAGGCCAGUUUAACCCGGCGAAUUAUAUACAAGAACCAGUGGGUUUCAACCCAUUGGGACCGGAGGACCAUUUCUAUGGAGGAAAUGAUAAGGACGAGGAAGACGACCCCGUCGAACCCGCAUCAGGAACUCCCAACCAUCCCAUCGAGGUCUCGGAUAGUUCAAUUUAUCACGGACCACCCUAUGACGGUCCAGAUAGCUUCCAGGCUAUCUUUACUCGGCACGAAUGGUAUUAUACACCUUCUCACCAUUCUUCGCCGCAUGAGCAGCAACAGCAGCAUCAUCAAGAUUCCUCUGGGAAUCACCAGUUUGUGGCAGUUACGCCACCGCCUCCACCGCCACCAGUUCAGCCGGCGCCUCCGCAGCCACAAAGACGUAUGAGAGCCGGAGCGCGGAUGUCCACACGAAGAGAAGAGUUUCAUUUCAGCUCUCCUCUACAAUCAAGUGGCAGAAAUUAUCAGCCACUUCAAGAAGUUCCACAAAUGGGUGGACCAUCAAACACCGUCGCGCAGCAACCGCCACCAAUAGGUUUUGAUAAUCAGAUACCAGCAUACACGGGUCCUUCGAUGUACAACCCGUUUGAGCCACCGACUCACACUAACCUCGGUUACGCUGAAGCCGACCCAUAUUUGGUAGCGGCUAAUUACAUCGCCCUUAACCCGGAGGGACCGUAUGGAGGUCCUUGGGGAGUAGGCUACCCAGCACAGGGAUACCAGAUUCCUACACAACCCCCGUACUACCAACAACCCCCGCCGUCUCUACAGAUGUCGCCACCACUGCAUCAGGAGAUCCUACAAAGUAUUAGGGAGGUGCGGCAUGAGGCACGGGAAGACCGACGGCGUAACCAGGGGAUGUUCAAGACCUUGACGAACUUAAUCAAGGGAAAGAGCAAGAAGGAUCAGUAA